AAUGUUCAAAGCAAUCUCUAUUGAGCUAUAAUAAAGUGCAGUGCAUAAGUUCAUUCUUGUUGCAAUACUACCAAGCGUCUUAUAUUACUAUUGCAAGUUAUAAUGCAUGGUUGAUUUCUUGAAGGUCCUCGUAGCUAUAGAAGUUUUGUUCAAAGAGUCUUAACAAUUUUGGGCCUCUAGUUUUUGUUAUUUAACGUCACUUUUGUCUGUAAAUUUUAAACUUAAUACAAAUACCAAUAUGAUGAUUUACUGGUUGAGAGGCAAAGUGGAAGCAUAGGAAUCUUAGGAGCCACUAUUAUUAGUCACGUAUUGCAUUAGCUCUUGUUCGAGGCUUCUAAUAUGGCAGUUAUGAGAUCUAAGUCAUAGAGGGAGCUUAAGUGGGAUUUGAUGUGCCAGGCAAGGUGGAAGCAAGUUCAUUGGAGGUUUCAAGGGAACAUAACACUUGGAGCGUUUGUGAUAGAUUUGCCUACAUUGCAGGAUGCAGAGAGUGGAGUAGAAGUUAGUCCCUUUUUAUUCAAUUGAUCCAAUAUUUGCUUCAGAAGAUAGGAUAAGGUUGGCGUUUCUUAGUUGAUAAUUUUCGUCCUGGAAAAGAACCUCAAUGCUGAGUGUUAUUUAUUAUUGAUAUGGUUCUGUAGAGUGACGAUCCUCGUAAGGUUGGAAAAUGGAUUUUGUGACGGAGGAAGAGAAAACCGAGGAUUACCUUUUCAAGAUCGUAUUGGUUGGUGAUUCAGCUGUUGGGAAAUCGAAUUUACUUGCAAGAUUCGCUAGGGAUGAGUUCUACCCUAACUCAAAGUCGACCAUAGGAGUGGAGUUUCAAACCCAGAAGGUCCAUUUAGAUGGGAAGGAAAUUAAGGCACAGAUCUGGGAUACAGCUGGUCAGGAGCGUUUUAGGGCUGUUACAUCUGCAUAUUACCGAGGUGCGGUUGGAGCUCUCCUUGUGUAUGACAUCAGCAGACGACAGACUUUUGAUAGCAUCGGCAGAUGGCUAAAUGAACUUCAGACUCACUCUGACAUGAACGUAGUCACCAUUUUAGUAGGCAACAAGUCAGAUCUCCGGGAUGCCAGGGAAGUGUCUAUUGCUGAAGGGAAGUCUUUGGCGGAGGCACAGGGUUUGUUUUUCAUGGAGACGUCUGCCCUUGAUUCCUCCAAUGUAGCAGCUGCCUUUCAGACAGUUGUUAAAGAGAUCUAUAACAUAUUAAGCAAGAAAGUUAUGAUGUCUCACGAGCUGAAUAAGCCAGAUUCUUCUUCAUUUGAUGGAAAGACCGUGGUUCUACCAUCAGAAGAUAACCCACAACCUGAUGCAGCAGAGGCUAAAGCGGGCGGCGGUUGUUGUUGAUGCUUCAGAAAAUAUAAACCCUAUGCUCCUCCGGUCCUGUCAGUUAGGCCUCAAGUUGCGGAUAAUUUCUUCUUCAUCUUCUUCCCUACCGGUAAAAUGUUAAUAAAUACUUGUUUUGACAUGUCCAUGAUAAUCUUUAUGGUGGUUGAUACAUGGAUUAGCUAAAGAUGUAAAUGAAAGUGAAGGUGAAGGGGGCAUUAAAAGGGGAAAAGAAAAGCAAAUGAUAUAAGAUAAUAUAUUUAGAA
Molecule: messenger RNA, 1581 nt
Organism: Gossypium raimondii (Peruvian cotton)
Lineage: Eukaryota; Viridiplantae; Streptophyta; Magnoliopsida; Malvales; Malvaceae
Product: ras-related protein RABA5a
Exons: 5
Coding region: 662-1336 (224 amino acids)
Cellular component (GO): endosome
Molecular function (GO): GTP binding; GTPase activity
Source: RefSeq, a predicted model, not a curated record